Messenger RNA from Telopea speciosissima, 1713 nucleotides. RefSeq names its product arogenate dehydratase/prephenate dehydratase 1, chloroplastic-like. Gene Ontology annotation, molecular function: arogenate dehydratase activity; prephenate dehydratase activity. Gene Ontology annotation, biological process: L-phenylalanine biosynthetic process. The transcript is spliced from 14 exons. The record is from RefSeq and is a predicted model, not a curated record. Lineage: Eukaryota; Viridiplantae; Streptophyta; Magnoliopsida; Proteales; Proteaceae. Gene Ontology annotation, cellular component: cytoplasm; chloroplast. Bases 63 to 1262 code for a protein of 399 amino acids.
CAGUGAUUUGGUACUUGGUUUUAGUCUGAAACGGCAUUUUGUGACCGAACAGCUUGUCUGUAAUGGCUUCCAAGGCUUUUGCUAUUUGGGGAUCUUAUGUUCCUCACAUGGGUACGGGAGAUUCAGGCUCUAGGCGUCCUGGGUUUGCUUUGAAUUGGAAGAGAGAUACUGAGAGGAGCUGUAACUUGAGGUGUUUUGGUUUUUCCGGAGAUUUCUCUGCUCUUCUGGCCACAAAGCCUGUUGAAGAUGAGAAUCCGGCGUCACCCACGGUUGAAUUACAGCGCUUGGUUGAUCAGUUUGAAAGUAAAGAGUCUAGACGAUCACAAAAGGAUUCGAACUCUCUUCCAAAACCAUUAUCUGUAACUAAUCCUUCCUCUUCAGCAAGCAAUGGCUCGAACGUGCGCGUGGCAUAUCAGGGGGUACCAGGUGCACAUAGUGAGGCUGCUGCCCUCAAAGCAUAUCCCCAGUGUGAGGCCGUUCCUUGUGAUCAGUUUGAAGCUGCAUUUAAGGCAGUUGAAUUAUGGCUGGUUGAUAAAGCAGUUCUCCCCAUUGAGAAUUCCUUAGGCGGGAGCAUCCACCGCAAUUAUGAUUUACUUCUUCGCCAUAGGCUGCACAUUGUGGGUGAGGUGCAGUUAGCUGUUAACCACUGCCUUCUGGGACUACCUGGUGUGAGAAAGGAGGAGCUAAAACGUGUUUUAAGCCAUCCCCAAGCGCUAGCUCAAUGUGAGAAUACACUGAGCAAGUUAGUUGUUGUCAGAGAAAGUGUGGAUGAUACUGCUGGUGCUGCUCAGUUUGUAGCUGCAAGUGGCCUGAGAGAUACUGGAGCUGUUGCAAGUGCUCGAGCUGCUGAGAUCUAUGGGCUUAACAUACUUGCAGAAAAAAUACAGGAUGAUCCUGAAAAUAUAACCCGUUUUCUGGUACUUGCAAGGGAACCUAUAAUUCCUAGAACUGACCGGCCCUUCAAGACCAGCAUUGUCUUUACCCUGGAAGAAGGCCCAGGAAUAAUAUUUAAAGCCUUGGCUGUCUUUGCUCUGCGGGACAUUAAUUUGACAAAGAUUGAAAGCCGACCACAGAGAAAGAGGCCAUUGAGGGUCGUAGAUGACUCUAACACUGGAAGUGCCAAGUAUUUUGACUACCUUUUCUAUAUUGAUUUUGAAGCUUCAAUGGCAGACCCUCGUGCUCAAAAUGCUUUGGGAAAUCUGCAGGAGUUUGCAACAUUUCUUCGGGUUCUUGGUUCCUAUCCCAUGGAUACAAUUUUAUAGCUGCUCUCCUUCGAGGCUCAGACAUGUAGGAUCCUGUUCAAGCUGGUGGAAGAGGAGUCUUGGGAGAGUGAUUUCUGAGAGCUACUGAGGAGAAGAACUAUCCUCCUACAGGAUCACAUUUAUCUUCAAUCAUUAUUCUGAAGGAAUUCUCUUGCAAAGGCUUAUGAGCACGAGGUACAAUGUAGCAAGGCUCAGUUUGGUUAGUUAAUGAGCCUGCCAUGUUGAAUGGUCUUGCUGAUCUGACAAUGGCUCAUCUAAUCCAUAUACCUGUUUGAUAUGAGCAGAAUACUUUAUGGCCACGUGUGGAUUGUGAAACCCAUGGUUGGAGAUCCCAUGAUAUGAUUUUUAUGGUUGCUUGCAAGACACCGAAUGUCUUCCCUUCACUAAAACAAUUUUAGUCAAGGGAGGCUUUAUAGCCCAUAGACAGUUCUUGGUUUCAGUUAGCUUCUAC